Sodiomyces alkalinus F11 is the source of this 542-nucleotide messenger RNA. RefSeq lists its product as hypothetical. The coding region runs from base 215 to 496 and encodes 93 amino acids. The record is from RefSeq and is a predicted model, not a curated record. Lineage: Eukaryota; Fungi; Ascomycota; Sordariomycetes; Glomerellales; Plectosphaerellaceae. The transcript has a single exon.
CGGGUCGACGCAAUCACCGCCCUCCGACCAUCCUAUUCUAAAGGCCCUUCUUGUCUCUCGUUUCCUCUCUAACCCAUCCCCAAACCCUCAUAUCUUACCGAUUUUCUCUUUGGCUGGGAUUGGAAGACAGCAUGGCUAUGCGCGAUAUAGCCGCCUUCUUUUCUUUCUCUUUUCUUUGUCUAUUAAAUAACCACCACCAUGGUACGACUAUUUGAUGCCGUUCCAUGACACGCCGGAUUUCGUUUUAUUCUAUAUUUUACUUUUUAGUCUUACCUUUUAUAGUGCUCUUCUAGAAGAGGGACCUUCGGCUUGGUCGUCGCAUUGCGGCUUUGUCAAAACUGAGCUUCUUUACCAAACAUGGUACUUCGCCGGUAGACUCGGAUGUUUAUUUUAUUUAUAUUUUCUUUCUCGUUGGGGACUCAUUUCGUUCUGGAAAACGAUACCACCGCUGCAGAAAAAAGAGGGAGGUUUCGGGGGAUCAUUGGGUCAGGCUUAGCUUGACUGACAAGUCAGAAGUUGUCCAAGCAAGGAAUAUGUAUUGG